AUGAUAACAAGCACAUCCGACGGGUCUGCGCGGAGUGUCUUGACCGUAGACAGGCUUCCAAUAGCAAGGGCCAGCGUGGCUGCGCUGGACAAGCUCUGGACACAGAUCGAUGUGUUGGACGAUGUCAAGGCCAUGGCCGAAGAAGUGGACCGCACCGGUGGUUUUUUCACCGACGACUUCUCGAUUUCAUUGGCCCAGCUCAAGAGCUCACAGUCGCGGCUUCUCGAGGUGAUUUCCAGGCACCAGGCGCUGAGCGACCGGGCCAGGGAACAGCGCCGCCAGCUGGCCAAGGAACACUCGGAACUUGUCAGUGUGGAUGAAGAAGACAUCCUCCAACAGCAGGAACGCACACGGAAACGCAUGAGUGACUUUUUCUCGGCAACAGCGGCGCCGCUGGUCGAGACGGCGCAGUCGCGUGAUUUCGACGAGCUCAAUGAAUAUGCGCUGGAGGUCAGAGACAGCCUUGGGGAGGUAAGCGAGAAGAUGCGUGACUUUGAUCUGGUGACGAAGAAGUUGUGGUAG
Molecule: messenger RNA, 522 nt
Organism: Metschnikowia bicuspidata var. bicuspidata NRRL YB-4993
Lineage: Eukaryota; Fungi; Ascomycota; Pichiomycetes; Serinales; Metschnikowiaceae
Exons: 1
Coding region: 1-522 (173 amino acids)
Source: RefSeq, a predicted model, not a curated record